AUGCACAUUCAGUGUGCCUCUGAUGCGCUUUUGUGUCAAGUGUUUCCGGCUACUCUUAAAGGACAAGCUCGAACUUGGUUCUACUCUCUGUCGGGGGACACUAUAAACACCUUUAACAAGCUUGCAAAACUGUUUGCGGAGCAGUUCAUCGCAAAUCAAAGGAUCAUCAAGGAUUCAUCCCAUCUCUCGGAAAUUCGUCAAAGUGAAGGAGAGUCACUCAAAGACUACUUCCGCAGGUUUUCUACUGAAGCCCGACAGAUCCCGGAAGUAGAUCCAGAGUUACUAAGAGGAGUCUUCUGUUGGGGGCUCCGCCUAGGACCUUUCCACUCGUCGUUGAUGAGGGAGACGGUUCAUUCUUAUGCUGACCUUGUUCACCGUGUUGAGGCACAAAUCUCUGCAGAUGAGGCCAUCAUUGCUCACAAGGAACAAUUUGAGCGAUCGGGGGGCAAGCGCAAGAAUAAUGCUGGGGAUACCAAUCAAAUCUCACAAUGA
Messenger RNA from Phalaenopsis equestris, 492 nucleotides. RefSeq lists its product as uncharacterized. Bases 1 to 492 code for a protein of 163 amino acids. The transcript has a single exon. NCBI's taxonomy places the organism in Eukaryota, Viridiplantae, Streptophyta, Magnoliopsida, Asparagales, Orchidaceae. The record is from RefSeq and is a predicted model, not a curated record.